AUGUCAUCACUUUCAUUAUUCAGAUCUUCAAAUAUAUCACUUUUAUUAUUCAGACCUUCAAAUAUAUCACUUUCAUUAUUCAGACCUUCAAAUAUAUCACUUUUAUUAUUCAGGCCUUCAAAUAUAUCACUUUUAUUAUUCAGGCCAUUAAAUAUAUCACUUUUAUUAUUCAGACCUUCAAAUAUAUCACUUUCAUUAUUCAGACCUUCAAAUAUAUCACUUUUAUUAUUCAGACCUUCAAAUAUAUCACUUUCAUUAUUCAGACCUUCAAAUAUAUCACUUUCAUUAUUCAGAUCUUCAAAUAUAACACUUUCAUUAUUCAGAUCUUCAAAUAUAUCACUUUCAUUAUUCAGAUCUUCAAAUAUAUCACUUUCAUUAUUUAGACCUUCAAAUAUAUCACUAUCAUUAUUCAGACCUUCAAAUAUAUCUCUUUUAUUAUUCAGACCUUCAAAUAUAUCACUUUCAUUAUUCAGGCCAUUAAAUAUAUCACUUUCAUUAUUCAGACCUUCAAAUAUAUCACUUUCAUUAUUCAGACCUUCAAAUAUAUCACUUUCAUUAUUCAGACUUUCAAAUAUAUCACAAAUAUAUCAUCACUUUCAUUAUUUAGACCUUCAAACAUAUCACUUUUAUUAUUCAGACCUUCAAAUAUGUACCAGAUUAACAGGUUCAGGUAAAGUACCAGAUUAA
This is a messenger RNA of Lottia gigantea (owl limpet), 687 nucleotides long. RefSeq lists its product as hypothetical. The record is from RefSeq and is a predicted model, not a curated record. The coding region runs from base 1 to 687 and encodes 228 amino acids. Lineage: Eukaryota; Metazoa; Mollusca; Gastropoda; Lottiidae. The transcript has a single exon.